ACCAUUGAUGUCAUCUUGAUUACAAUCAUUAUCCUCUUUGCCUAUUCCCAAAACGUUGUCCUAUCAAUUUCUUCCAUCUCCCAGAACGGCAAUUCAAAAGAGCUAAGGAGCUAUUGAGCUCCACAUCCGCCAACAUGUCUUUCCACUUUUCAAACAUGAGCUCGUCACCUUCUACUCCAGACAGAGCCUCUAGAAGAACCAACUCUAGUUUCGGCUACUCUGCAGACCAUCCCUCUACAACUCCCGCCGGUCCUCCUCCUCCACCAUCCUCCGCGCCGUCCUUCACCCCGGCUGGAGACCCGUCUCCCUCAUACCUUCAGAGUUCUAUCGGCGCCAUGAGUGGAAAGAUCAAGGCACCCAAUUUUGGAAGACCGAAUCUUUCACCGUCCAAGCCAAGCUCUGGAAGACGCAACAAUGCACCUCUAGGAAGAUCCAUUCGAGGUUCUACUGCACGACAACCUUCUGGUUUAAGCAAAGAAUACCGUGGAGAAGAUGAGGUAGACAAUGAUGAGAGCGACGAUGGAUUGGAUCUACCACCAAGUAGACCAGGCACCUACGGCAUGCCAUAUGAUGAUACGACCGAAGGCGAAGAUACUGAGCCUGAUACCACAAAUCCCCUAGACGACGAUGAAGACGAAGAUGACGACUCGGGAGCGGACAUGGACCCUAUGGUAGAAGACGAGGCUGAUUAUGAUGUUGAAGAAGAAUUGUUAAGGGAAAUAGCCGACAACGAACCUUACGGCAACCAAUUCGACGAUAGCGAUUCCGACUUGAUGAUGCUAAUGACGCCUGCUGCCAACGACCGUAUUAGCAAAGAGGCGGAUGAUAUUUUCCGCGCCUCGUCCUUUCGUGCCACCGCGGGCCGACAGCGAGAGCUAAAGUAUGCGACACUUGCAAAGGACCUUUACAGCCAGUCGCAAUUUGCCGAGGUGACUGAGCCGGAUAACGUCUUAAUCCAAACCGAAGAGUUAAUGAACCGCCUUUACGAUGAGGGCGUGGGCCCCAAAGAUGACGAAGAAAAAUUAGAUGAUACCCUUGCCCAAGCCUGUGUCCGACUUGUCGCCGAUGUGUGGGGUCCGUAUGUAGAAGAGCUUCCUCGAAUCGACGAGGAGCAUGAGGCUAAGGUUGGACCAAAUGCUUUGGCGCCGGCCUUCGAAAAGGCUUUCUACGUCGCCGUUCUGAUCCUUAGGAUCUACCAUACGCCAUACGUGAGGGAUGAAUUUGGAGAGUCCAAAAACUUGGCCUUGCCUGGCGUCCUUUUCGAAUGGCAACAAGACGAGAACAACUUUGAUCCAACCCAAGUCGAAAAAAUCUUGCAACAUCGGCCUUGCCCCGCGGCUCAUGGUUUGUUUUGGCAAGCCGUGUUCAACUCUCUCGUACGCGGAGAGAUUUCUGGAGCUGUGCAGCUGCUGAGAAAGGCUGGCUGGGAGUUUGUCAAGAAGCAAGUCCGCGGUGAACCGCUCUAUAGCGGCCAAGCCUUGACCAGCAUCAAGCGCGUCGUCGAAGACUUGUGCUUGGUUAUGGAGAUGUGUCCCGGAAUAAACAAUGCAAGUUGGGACAUACCAAGCAGCGACUGGACCUUAUUUCGCCUAAAAGCCAAAGCGGCAAAGGAGGGACUUAUUAGUUUCACCGAGGGAAAAGAACGAGACCGUCUCUCGUCGAGUCGAUUCGGUAAUUCCGACUUUGCUGAUUCCAUGGAUGGACGACAGUCCCUUGCUGGACUGGCUCGAAAAGCCGAGAGUAGGAUACCCUGGGAUGUCUACGAGAACCUUCAAUCCCUCUAUGCAAUUCUCAUCGGAGAACCGGACGCCAUCCUUGCAGCUGCACAAGACUGGUGUGAGGCAACGAUCGGCUUAUUUGGAUGGUGGGAUGAUAGUCACAACAAGCGCCACCCCGGCAUGUCCCAUUCUGGAUCACUCCGGCUACCUGGUCCAGCCGGAGGAGAAGAAAACUUCUUUGAUCGUCUGGCGCUUUGCCUCCAGACCGCGACAGAAGCUGAUUUCCACUUCAACUCGGCGGACCCAGUCGAAGUUGCAGUUGCUUCUGCGUUUGAGGGUAAUGUUGAAGGUGUGAUUGGGUUCUUAAGAACGUGGUCACUUCCAAUCGCAUCGACAGUGGCUGAAAUAGCCUCGUUGGGCCGAUGGCUCCCCCCCCAAGAACCUCAGAAUCUUAUUAACAUGAACGAUUUUGACAUGGAAGAGCUGGAAGUCUUAGGCAUGAAUCAGGGCAGCGAGGCUGACGAAAAAGAUGGAAUUAAAGACACAACUCUAAUUCAUUACGGCCGUGAAUUGAAGAAUCGCAAAUACAUAUCGGGCGUUGGUCUUCAUGGCAAAGUUUCCCGGGCCGGUUGGGAGAUGGGAGUCCAAGUCGUCGGCCGAAUGGACUCUCCUGAGCGGUCUGAGCAAUUAGUACAAGAGUUGUUACAGAACGUCAUUAGUACCAUAGACGAGGAUUCUCGUGAAACAGUGGACAAGAUCUGGAAGCUGCUGAAUGAACUUGGUAUGAUAAAUUUUGCCGAGGACACAGCUGAGACUUUCGGAGAUAUUCUAGCUAAGGAUACAUUCCGAUUUGGAGAAGCGCUUUGGUAUUACGCCCUAGCACACCGUCCCGGAAAGGUUCGCGAUGUCCUCAAUACUCUCAUGUCCAUCUCUCUGGCGGAGUCUACGAUUUAUCCGCCGGAAAAUGACCUAGAUGAUACCCUUAGACAAUUACUGAGGGAACGUACGGCAACGCUAGAGCAAUAUGCGAAGCAGGAUUUAGAAGCAGCAGAGCUUCUUGGAAAGAUGUUGAGCGGCUACGCCACGCUUAGAAAGUUUUACGAACUUCGUGAUGGAGAUAACAAGACAUCCGGCAAAUCUUUAUCACGUCGUAAACAAGCUGCUACUGCCCUAACAGCCGUUAUUGCCAGCGCAGAUGACAACAUCCGAGGCGGCUUGUAUGAUGACACGCGCGAUGCCGUUGUCAGCGAGGAUUUCUUGUUAGCACUACUUGGGGAGGCAUCCGUCUUUGUUGGCCAAUCACCUCCAGUGAUAACCCUCGAACAAGUCGACACGCUACUCAAGUCCAUUGAGGAUAUUCAGACGGUCGGAUCUCGAGUUUACGAUGCCUCCGAUGAAUUCUUCAAGCUGGUCCUCGCAUCGGGUAACGGGAAAGGAUCUACUCCUUCGGACCUUCUCAGCCAAUCUACCUCUUCCUUAGGCGGCAGUUUCAUGAUGACAGGCUCCUCGAUGAUAGCAUCUCAACUUCACCGAUCCGUAGUCAACAGUGGAGUCAUGAAAGGCCCCCCUAAGCGAGCGUGGGACUGGAGAGUCGGUGUCUUUUCGGCUAGUAGCUCAGGGGAUGUACUUAAGAAGGUCAGAUUAGGCCUUACCAGAGACCUGGCUAACCUGUGGCUGGAGCAGGCGGACAGUGUUAUCUUGUGAUAGUGUGCUGGAUGGUUUGGAAUUUGGUGGAAGUCACAGUUGACAAGGCAUUGUCAUGGCGUUGGACGGCGUUGAGAAGCAUGGCCAUUUAACACACGAAGUGUACAUGGUA
Molecule: messenger RNA, 3534 nt
Organism: Hypoxylon fragiforme
Lineage: Eukaryota; Fungi; Ascomycota; Sordariomycetes; Xylariales; Hypoxylaceae
Exons: 2
Coding region: 135-3422 (1095 amino acids)
Biological process (GO): protein import into nucleus; positive regulation of DNA-templated transcription; mRNA export from nucleus
Cellular component (GO): nuclear pore outer ring
Molecular function (GO): structural constituent of nuclear pore
Source: RefSeq, a predicted model, not a curated record